Molecule: messenger RNA, 1137 nt
Organism: Scatophagus argus
Lineage: Eukaryota; Metazoa; Chordata; Actinopteri; Scatophagidae
Product: cylicin-1-like
Exons: 8
Coding region: 1-774 (257 amino acids)
Source: RefSeq, a predicted model, not a curated record
AUGAACAAAGAUGCACUUCAUGAUGAUGACAAGAAAAAGAAGAAAAAGAAAGAUAAGAAAAAGAAGAAGAAGAAGGACAAGAAGAAGAAGAAAAAGGAUUCUUCUUCUUCUUCUGACUCCUGCAGCGAUUCUUCUAGUGAUGAUGAUAAGAAGAAAAAGAAGAAGAAGAAGAAAAAGGAUAAGAAGAAGAAGAAAAAGAAAGACAAGAAAAAGGACUCAGAUUCUUCUAGCAGUGAUGAUGACAAGAAGAAGAAGAAAAAGAAGAAGAAAGACAAGAAGAAGAAAAAGGACAAGAAGAAGGACUCGAGCUCAUCUAGCAGUUCUGGGGACAGUGACAAGGAAAAUAAAAAAGACAAGAAGGACAAGAAGAAGAGUUCAGGCUCAUCAGGGAGUGAAACUGACAAGAAGAAAAAGACCGAAAUCCCUGAUGGUGGGCAAAGUGGCGAGUCAAAAACGGAGAUGUCAGGUUCAGGUGGUGGUGAACUUUCAGCUCCCAGUGGCAGCAGCAGCUCUAAGCCAGGUGGUGCUACUGCUGGCUCUUUCACGACACUCCCGUCCAAACCUAUUGUGAAGCUUGAUCCUUCAGCUGUCUCCAAACCUUCUGUCUCCAGCUCCUCACAGAGCAUUGGAGAUAGGGCCCCCAUUCGCAGACCUCCCAGCCCCAUGGAGUCCCUCAUAGGAAGCCCAAGGAGAUACGGAGACGGAGGGACGCGCUCCACCACCCACCUCACCUCUACUGACCUACUAAAAGGUUCCAGGUUUUACCCGCAAUGAGAUGCCAUAGAUAGAAAAAUAAAAACAAAAUAGAUGUUCCUUUUAAAGAUGCACGAUGAUGAGAUAAGCUUUGAUGAUGCUAACUGUGCCCUGAUUUCAUGCACAAAAAAAUCUGGUGACUCAUCAUGCAAAAUAAAAGCAGUGCUUUUGGCGCGUUUUCUGGUGGAAUACACAGCUUACUGAGUAAAGAUGCAUUGAGACAUGAUGACAGUUCUCAAGUUGAGUAAGAUAAUUGUACCAAGGUAAAUAAUGAUUUCAAUUUUAAUUUCAGUUACUAAGAAAAAGCUCAUUGUGACAGAAAAUUCACUAUCACUUGAAAUUAUUCAAAAUGCUUUGCAGAAUAAAACAACAUAAUUGUAAUCA